CAGCAAUCUACAUUGCAACCCAUCUUCAUCGUUCAACUUAUGAUCGCCUCAAGACUUGAGAUAUUGGUUUAACGAGCUCACCCAAUGUACCGGAACUGCUCCUUCGACUUCAUCCUCAGCUCCCUUAUACAACUGCGGUUGAAAUCAAGGAUACAUCGAUGGACUGUUCAUUUUGUAUGUGAUCCUCUUCUUUGCUAUCUCUAUAAAGCGUAAAUUAGCUGGACACCAGGUAUAUUGCAAACUGGAACUCAUGGCUUUUAUGGUGCGGAAGUCAUUGAGAAGCGCCUGAAGCUAACUCUUCUACACAUUGAUGCCGUCGACGCAGACUGGCAGACUGGAUGAUGCAUCACUGUUGAGCAUGUCAUUCAACGUGAUUAUGCCGAGAACACGAGCAGUAUCUCAUGUGUCUUUUGCGUUGCUUCUUCUCGCGCGCGUACGAGCGAAACAUCUCUGUUGCCCGAGCUUAACCGCAGAUAAUAUGAUAUUACCUGCUGCGUAACAGGUGCAGGUCUUUUUUUGCCUUUCAGCAUUAAUUACCUCGUCCUCUUGGGUACAGGGAAAGAAUGAUUUGAAGCCAGAUUUGCUACUAUCUAAUGGCCACUGUGGAAUCCUGGUGACAUCGAGAAUUCUGGAACCCGACGACUCCGGACUUAUAAGUUGAACUUAGUGGCAAGAAGUCAAAGUCCGAGCGAGGUACAUACUGUACAUAGAGACGGCUUGCA
Molecule: messenger RNA, 722 nt
Organism: Lentinula edodes (shiitake mushroom)
Lineage: Eukaryota; Fungi; Basidiomycota; Agaricomycetes; Agaricales; Omphalotaceae
Exons: 4
Coding region: 311-499 (62 amino acids)
Source: RefSeq, a predicted model, not a curated record